AUGGGAAAGACUAGAAAAUCUGUUCGGAUAGUAAUUGUAGGAGCAGGCGCUUCAGGAAUAGCGGCAGCCACACGACUCUUAGAAAAAGGAUUUAGAAACGUUCUACUUCUGGAGGCAGAGAGUCGGGUAGGAGGACGGAUUCAAACCCUGCCAUUUGCUGAUAAUGUGGUAGAUCUGGGAGCUCAAUGGUGCCAUGGUGAACAAGAUAAUGCCGUCUACUCACUAGUAAAGAACACGAAUCUAACUGACGGCACGGGAAAUUAUUUUAAAGAUGUCAAAAAUAUACGUUCCGACAAGGAAAUUGUAAACGAUGAAGAGGCUUCAGCUUUAAAGAGAUUUCUAACAAAUUCUCUACCAAAGGAGACUGAGGAGUAUAAGGGUUCGGUGGGGCAAUGUUUGGCCGAAAAUUAUUGCAGGGGAGCAGAUCAACUUAAGGAUCCCAAACUAGCCCAAGAGAUUUUGGAAUGCUUUAAGAGAUCGCAAAGUUCUUUAGUCGGAUCUGAUAACCUGGAUGAAGUUUCGGGACGAACACAUUUGGAAUAUAAGCCAUGUGAUGGCGAUCAGUUGAUCCAUUGGCAUGACAAGGGAUUCUACAGAUUCCUACAACUUCUAAUGAAAGCAGACCCCGAGAAUAUAAAUGAUCUGGGUGUGAUCGGGGAACGACUCCUGCUAAAUAAGAAAAUUAAUAAAAUAAAUUGGGAACCUUCGGUGGAUGAGAUAAGGGUUCAUACAACAAAUGAGGAGACGUUCCUGGCCGAUUAUGUCAUUUGUACCAUGUCCUUGGGGGUCCUUAAGUAUUGUCAUAAGGAUCUGUUUCAUCCACCUUUGCCUUGUUCUAAAUUGCAAGCCAUACAAGGCUUAAAAUUGGGCACUGUGGACAAAAUCUAUUUGGAAUUUCUCUCAUUACCCGAUUCCUUUAUAGGUUUCUAUUCCCUUUGGCUAGAGGAAGAUCUGCAAGAACUACGUCAGUCAAAAAGGUUUUGGCUGGAGGGCAUAAGCGGUUGCCAUCGAGUACUCAAUCAGCCACGUAUUCUUCAAAUUUGGAUUGGUGGUGAACAUGGCCGUUAUAUGGAGACUCUUCAGGAAGCCGAAAUUCUUGAAGCUCUGCAGUGGCUUUUCCAAAAAUUUCUUAGCUUUGAUAUACCCCACCCGCAACGGAUUGUCCGCACACAAUGGCAUUCGAAUACGAAUUUCCGUGGAAGUUACAGUUUUCGUACAACUUUCGCUGAUCAAUUGGCCACGGGUCCCUGGGACUUGGAAGAACCCCUUUCGGGCUUGGAUGGGAAUCUUAAAGUGCUGUUUGCUGGUGAAGCUACCAGCCGCAAUCAUUAUUCCACUGUCCAUGGAGCUAUUGAGGCUGGUUGGCGUGAAGCAAAUCGCCUUAAUGACUUAUACUUAGAUUGA
Molecule: messenger RNA, 1404 nt
Organism: Drosophila willistoni
Lineage: Eukaryota; Metazoa; Arthropoda; Insecta; Diptera; Drosophilidae
Product: spermine oxidase
Exons: 1
Coding region: 1-1404 (467 amino acids)
Molecular function (GO): polyamine oxidase activity
Source: RefSeq, a predicted model, not a curated record